AAGAUCAAGUUAAAAAUGGAUAAUCCACAACCAGGACCAUCGACAUAUCAAAUUCUAAGCAGUGAAGAUGAAGGUGAAGAUUUUAUAUUGGCACUUAAACGAACUAAAAGACAGAGAAUGAAUAUAUAUGAUAGCGAUGAUAGUGAAAUAAAUUGGCAGGAAAACAUGAGUACAAAUCCUAUAGAGACAGAUAAUGAAGAUAGUGAAACAAUAUCUGAAGAAAUGGAUAAUGAAAGUGAGAGUAACAGUGAAUCAGAGAGUAAAGAAUUAAAUAAAUGUAUAGAAGUGAUAGAAAAUGAUGGAAAAUGGAUGUGCAAUGGCAAAUUCAAGAAAUUUCAAUUUCAAGAAGAUGCUGGUUUGAAGUAUUCAGCCGGUGGACCAGAUCCUUAUAAUUUCUUUGAACUGCUAUUUGAUAAGACGUUUUUCUCAAAUAUUGUUAUUGAAACAAAUAAAUAUGGAGAGAGCAGGAAAGGUGAUCAAUGGAAAGAAUUAACAGUAGCAGAGUUUAAAAUAUUUCUUGGUCUGCUAUUACAUAUGGGCACAAUUAAAUGUCCUCAAUUACAAAAUUAUUGGAGUACACAGAGGCUGUUUAAUUUCACUUGUUUCUUGCAACAUAUGAGUAGGAACAGGUUUCAAGAAAUUUUAAGUUCUUUGCAUUUCUCUUCAAACAACGAAGAUAAUAAUAGUUUGAACAAGAUACAGCCAAUUAUUGAUUACUUCAAUAAUAAAAUGAAACAAGUAUAUUAUCCAUUAAAAGAACUUUCGAUACAUGAGACACAAGUUCCUUGGAGAGGCAAACUAGAUUACAUGCCUGGUAAAAGAUAUAAAUACAGUGUCAAAUUAUAUGUUUUAACAGAAAGUUCGAGAAUAACUCUUCGAAUCAACGCGUAUAAAGGAAGCGGUAUCGAUGGCGGUGGCAAGAAACACGCAACAAAAGUAGUUCUACAUUUACUAGAAGAUUUUCUACAAAAAGGACAUUCUGUCUAUAUGGAUAGUUUCUAUACCAGUUUCGAAUUAUCUAAACAACUACUUGAUGCCAAAACUUAUUGCACAGGCACUUUACAAAACUUCAGAAAUGGAAAUAAUAUACAUGUUGUUAAGGCAAAGCUUGCAAAAGGUGAAAUGAUAUUUCGUCACAAAAACAAUAUUAUGAUGGGUAAAUUUCAAGAUAAAAAAGACGUUUUGUUUAUCUCGAGCGAAUUUAAUGCAGAUUUUAUAGAAUUGGAAAAUAAAAAAAAAGAAAAAUAUAAAAAGCCCUUAGCAUUAUAUAAGUAUAAUGCAUUUAUGGAUGAUAUCUACAAGAAGGAUCAAAUGUUGUUUUAUUGUAGUUGUGUUAGAAGAACAUUUAAAUGGUACAUUAAAUUAUGGAUAAAUAUUGUAGAAACUUUAUUGUUAAAUUCUUUUUUUCUGUAUUCGAAAUACUCACCUUCAACAAAGAAGAUAAUCUUCUUCAAUUUUCGUCUAUGCAUUAUUAAUGCAUUCUUAUUCGAAAAUAAUCAAGAAAAUAUACCUCCUACUUUGUUGCAACAUGAGCAUUUACCCGAAAUGUUAUCAAGAGACGAACAAAACAGAAUAAAAAGGAAAAGAUGUAGACAAUGUUUUGCUAAAGGAUUACGAAAAAACACUAAUUACUUUUGCAGUGGGUGUAAGGAUAAUCCAGGUUUAUGUUUAGGGGGCUGUUUUAAGGAGUACCAUAAACGUCUUUUAUGAUAUGUAUUACCAUGGAUCCUGACUGUUAUAAUAAAAAAAAAAGAAAAAUCAUAGGAUAAGAUUU
Molecule: messenger RNA, 1774 nt
Organism: Colletes gigas
Lineage: Eukaryota; Metazoa; Arthropoda; Insecta; Hymenoptera; Colletidae
Product: piggyBac transposable element-derived protein 4-like
Exons: 1
Coding region: 16-1710 (564 amino acids)
Source: RefSeq, a predicted model, not a curated record